UUAAAAAAUGCAAGCUAUAAAGUGUGACCAGUAAAAGUAAUUUUCCUUUUGUAUCGAUACUUGCAAGCCAUAAAUCGAUUUUAUCAAGCUUAUACGAGAGCAGUAAAUUUGGUCAGUUUGUACUCAUUUUAAUUGUAAAUAAACAUGGAAGAACUCUGCAGAGUUUGCAUGAGUAGCACUGAACCCCUUGAGGAAAUAUUUUCCAAGUGCCAGCUGCCAAUGGAGGAACCCAGCCUGGCGGAAAUGCUAACCGAGUGCGUCGACUGUGAGAUCAGCCCAAAUGAUCCAUUGCCCAAAAUGAUUUGCCAUUCCUGUAUUUCCGACUCUAAUUGAAGGGCCCCAAAAUGGAGGAGCAGCUGAGCCAAACAGAUAUAGUGCAAGAAGACACAGAUGCUAGUCAAGGCAACUAUCCUUUGUUCAAGGAGCAAAUGAGCAACCUGACUGAAGAACCUCCCGUCCCUCACAGCUGCCUAGUUGCCCAAGGCGAGUUAAGGGAACAAGCUACGGACCACACGCAGAUUGGUAACGAUAAAAAUACGCACGAGUGUAUGCAAUGCUGGAAGACCUUUGAUGAGAAAGGCACCCUUAAUAAGCAUAUGCGUACUCAUAGGAACGAGUGUCCUCACUGCCUGCAGGUCUUUAGCACUCGUUCAAAUCUUCGGAGGCAUAUCCGCAUUCAUACAGGCGAACGUCCCUACAAGUGUUCCUACUGCCCGAUGGCCUUCACAGAUCAUUCAGAUGCUCAGAAGCAUAUACGCAGUCAUACGGGUGAACGUCCAUUCAAGUGUCCGCACUGCCCGAUGGACUUUAUGCAGAAGCCCCAUCUCAAUAACCACAUCAAGCGUCACUCUUCCAAAGAAUAUCAUAGCUGUCAGCACUGCUCGAUGAUUUUUAAAACUGUUCUCAAAAAUCACAUAUGCAAAGAGACUCUCAUUGGCUAAGAGAAAUCUGUGUAGAGCAUAGUACCAUUAUCUCAUUAUAUAAAUGUAUGUAUAUAUAGACUUAACGGAUAUAUAUAUAAAUCAACUUAUAUAUUAACUUAA
This is a messenger RNA of Drosophila montana, 1043 nucleotides long. RefSeq names its product zinc finger protein 177-like. Gene Ontology annotation, biological process: regulation of gene expression. The record is from RefSeq and is a predicted model, not a curated record. The transcript is spliced from 2 exons. NCBI's taxonomy places the organism in Eukaryota, Metazoa, Arthropoda, Insecta, Diptera, Drosophilidae. Gene Ontology annotation, cellular component: nucleus. Bases 345 to 941 code for a protein of 198 amino acids.